Messenger RNA from Silurus meridionalis, 738 nucleotides. RefSeq names its product C-C motif chemokine 20-like (gene ccl20l). The transcript is spliced from 4 exons. Bases 44 to 430 code for a protein of 128 amino acids. The record is from RefSeq and is a predicted model, not a curated record. NCBI's taxonomy places the organism in Eukaryota, Metazoa, Chordata, Actinopteri, Siluriformes, Siluridae. Gene Ontology annotation, cellular component: extracellular region. Gene Ontology annotation, biological process: monocyte chemotaxis; cellular response to type II interferon; cellular response to interleukin-1. Gene Ontology annotation, molecular function: chemokine activity; CCR chemokine receptor binding.
GUGUUUGUAUGUGUGUAUUCUCCAAUAUAUAAGACACCAGCACAUGUGUGUGUCUCUAGUCCGUCUCGCCAUAAUGUCUCUGAAAGGUUUGGUGACCGUCGUCUUCGUCGGAUGCUGGUUUUUGUGCAUGUUCUGUCUGACAACAGACGCAUAUGGCCCGCUAACCCAUGCCUGCUGCGUCAAGUACACACGCACCCCUCUGGAUUUCAAACUGAUCAAAGGUUUCGCGGAGCAGAGUUCCCGCGAGGUGUGCCGCAUCGACGCCAUCAUAUUUCUUACGAAGCGCAAUAAAAAAGUGUGCGCCAGCGCUCAGGACGAGUGGGUCAAGAACAUCCUGGCACGUUUCAGCUCGAAAAUGAAAAAAAUGUCUCAGCACACUGCUAACCAGGUCAACCAGAACGAGGAUCGGAAUCCCACCACGAGCGCGUGAACGCCUCUUCGCACAACCGCAUCUUCUUCCUAUCGCCCGCAGCAGACUUGUAGAUCUCUUUUUUCUCUUUUUUUAUCUCGAAGAUAAAUGCUAUUUGUGGUAAUCUUUCGAAUAACCUGAUGUAACGAAAACGAUAAAACAAUUGAUGCUCGAACCAGGUUUUCUUGUCUUUUGCUAUGUAGAAUUUCCACUUAUUUAACAUGAAUUUAUGGAAUAAAUAAAUACAUUUUUUAAAUUUUUUUAUUUUAUUUUAUUGUAUUUUAACACCUAACCAACACCUUUUCAAUAAAAAAAUGGAUUCAAUCAGA